Molecule: messenger RNA, 2452 nt
Organism: Ornithodoros turicata
Lineage: Eukaryota; Metazoa; Arthropoda; Arachnida; Ixodida; Argasidae
Gene: GlnRS
Product: glutamine--tRNA ligase-like
Exons: 16
Coding region: 26-2371 (781 amino acids)
Biological process (GO): glutaminyl-tRNA aminoacylation; translation
Cellular component (GO): cytosol; cytoplasm; aminoacyl-tRNA synthetase multienzyme complex
Molecular function (GO): glutamine-tRNA ligase activity; ATP binding
Source: RefSeq, a predicted model, not a curated record
AGCACGAAGUAAACAACGUAACAAUAUGGCUGUGGUCGAUGAAAACGUGGCUGGGCGCCGGUAUUCCAAGUUUGUGGAAAUCGGCCUGAGUGAACAGAAAGCAAAAGAAACACUAAAAAAUGAAGUGUUGUCCCAAUCACUCUUCGAAGCCAUCCUGGAGGCUGAGAGGCACCUCGUUGGGCCGAUGUCUAAAUCAAAGGGAACUCUCCUGUACAAUGCCGUCACGAAGAUCAAAAGCCAAAUCAGCGGCCAUCUACCACUCCUCGUACGGUACAUCGCAGAGGGAAAGCUCGACUCGGAGCUAAAAUUAAGCGCCGCCCUGGAGUUCCUUUUGGCUCACCCAGAGCCUCCGCUUGACGUGGCUGCCUUUGAUGAAUUCUCUGGCGUCGGGGUGCAAGUAACACCGGACCAGAUAGAGAAGGCGGUUGAAGAGACGUUGGGAGAUCAUCGAGAGGCACUUCUGAAGAAGAGGUACCAAUUCAACAUGGGCAUUUUGCUAGCGGAAGCCCGGAAAAAGCUCAGAUUUGCUGAGGGAAAGUUCAUAAAGAAUGAGGUGGACCUUCAGGUAUUACAUUUACUGGGCCCUAAGACAGAAGCAGACCUGGCUGCAAAGACAGUUAAGCAGCGCAAGUUGGAUAACUCUGUGGUACUUUCUGUGGAUGCUCACCCUGAAGAACAGGAAGAAUGUUCGGGUGCUUCAACCAUGGAAGAGCUGUUCCGUAACAAGAUUCAUCUGCACAAGCCUGGGGAAAACCAUAAAACAGACGGUUAUGUCAUCACCCCCAAAACAAUGGCACACCUCAGGAAUCACCUGAAAAUCACAGGCGGCAAGGUGCGGACAAGGUUCCCACCAGAACCCAAUGGGAUCCUGCACAUUGGGCAUGCUAAAGCAAUCAACGUUAACUUUGGAUAUGCUCGAGUAUUUGAUGGACUGUGCUUUCUGCGUUACGAUGAUACGAACCCUGAAAAGGAAGAAGAACGCUUCUUUUCUGGAAUCCAGGAUAUGGUGCAGUGGUUGGGCUACGAGCCCUCACGUGUAACACAUGCUUCAGACUAUUUCAAGGACUUGUAUUCGCUAGCCGUCAAACUGAUCCAGCGGGGACUAGCUUAUGUCUGUCAUCAGAGCGCAGAGGAGAUGAAGGGCAUGGAUCCUGCACCAUCUCCUUAUCGCACACGUUCGGUCCAGGAGAAUCUUCGUCUGUUUGAGGACAUGCGCAAAGGCAAAUACGCGGAAGGAGAGGCAACGCUACGGAUGCGAGUGACGCUGGAAGAGGGAAAACAGGACCCUGUUGCCUACCGCAUCCGUUACGUGCCACACAUCCGCACUAAGGACACAUGGUGUAUCUACCCGACAUACGACUUCACCCACUGUCUGUGCGACUCCCUCGAGCACAUCACUCACUCGCUCUGUACCAAGGAGUUCCAGUCACGACGCUCUUCGUACUACUGGCUAUGCAAUGCAGUAGAUGUCUACUGCCCUGUCCAGUGGGAGUACAGCAGGCUCAACCUAAACUACACUGUGGUCUCCAAGCGAAAGAUUGCCAAACUAAUAGAGGAAGGCAUCGUUCGUGAUUGGGAUGACCCACGUCUGUACACGCUGUCUGCACUGCGACGACGUGGAGUUCCUCCAGAGGCUGUCAACACAUUUUGUGCUAAGCUGGGCUUGACAGGCUCCCAGUCAUCUGUGGACCCCAGCAUGCUAGAUGCCUGUGUGCGGGAUGUGCUCAAUUGCACUGCCCCCAGGGCUAUGUGUGUGGUAGAGCCUCUUAAAGUAGUGAUUACGAAUGCCCCAUCAGGACAGAGCAAGGUGACCGUGCCAGAUUAUCCGUCCGAACCUGAGCGUGGGUCUCAUACCAUGACUCUCUCCGAGGUCAUCUACAUUGAACAGUCAGAUUUCAGAGAGAUGCCAAAUGACAAGGGCUACCGGCGGCUGACCCCGAAACAGUCCGUAGGACUGCGACACGCAGGGCUUGUCAUCAGUCUCUUGCAAGUGAUCAAGGAUGAGCUGGGAGAGCCUAAAGAGCUACGUGUGACAUGUCAGCCUGCGACUGAUAAGAAUAAACCACGUGCAUUCAUUCACUGGGUGUCGGAUCCACUCAUCUGCGAAGUGAGACUCUAUGACCAGCUGUUCUUCCACGAAAAUCCCGAAGACCCUAAUGAAGUUAGCGGAGGGUUCCUUUCGGAUUGUAACAAGGAUGCCAUGGUGUGUUGUCCAAAUGCUAUGGUAGACAAGUCAAUGGCUGGCAUUAAUGUGUUAGACAAGUUCCAGUUUGAGCGCUUGGGUUACUUUUGCGUCGACCAAGACACUUCUCCUCAAAAGAUUGUCUUCAAUCGCACCGUUACACUAAAGAAAGAUGCCAGUAAAAACUGAAGAAAGCUUCCAGUUGUGCCUGUGUCAGUGACACUCAUACUGAGUGGUUGACGAAAUGGUUAAGUAAAAGCUAAUUACGUA